AUGGCUCCCUCGUAUAGCAAUGGCUUUGGGCCCAACACAGGAUACCUCCCGCGGGUGCGACGCAACAACAGCGUCGCCGCCAACUGCCGACACCUCCUUGCUGGUGCCCUCCAAGCGCUGCAGCAAUCGGUCAAGGCUUUGCGAAACAAUCGGUCCGGCCUGCUGGCCAGCCUUCUCACACGAGCCGUGUGGCAGGUCAGGAUGAACCUGACGGCGCGCCGCCUCUUCAGCUUCCCCCACUUGCUGGUGGGCUUCUUCGUGCUGCUCAUGUUGUGGGGAGAAUACUGGGUGUUCGACAGCCGCGUCGCCAGUUGCAGAUGGGACAAGUGGGAGAAAUGGCCAGCAGGAGCUACCCCUCACCACCUCAUCUUCGUCGCCGACCCCCAGCUCAUCGAUCCGCACUCCUACCCUGAUCGGCCGUGGCUCCUGUCGGAGCUCACCGUGCUCAUCACAGACAACUACUUGCGCAAGGGCUACAGACAGCUGCGAACCCAGCUGCAGCCCGACUCGGUCUUCUUCCUCGGCGAUCUGUUCGACGGCGGCCGGGAAUGGAAGACGGCCGUGGGCGACUUCAGCGAUCCUAGGUGGGCGGCCGGCCACCGACCCAAGAGCGAGGAGAAGCACGUCAAGACGUGGAACAAGAAGUACGGAGAAGGGUUCUGGCUGAAGGAAUACGCGCGCUUCAGCGACAUGUUCAUCAAGGACUGGAACACCGAUGGCGAGCAGCCCGGUCCCUGGCAGAGGGGGCGGAAACUCGUCGCUGGGCUGCCGGGCAACCACGAUUUGGGAUUCGGCGACGAGAUCAAGAUCCCCGUGCGCGACCGUUUCAGCGCCUUCUUUGGUGACGGCAACCGGGUCGACGUCAUUGGCAACCAUACGAUCGUGUCCGUCGACACGGUCUCGCUGAGCGCCGACUCAUCCGACGCCCUCACUCGGGUCGACCUGAAGUCCAUCUACGAACCCGCAAACAUUUUCCUCCAGAAUGUUCAGUCCUUGAAGCAAAAGGCGGUUGAGAAGGAGCUCCGGUUCUGGCGCGGCGAGGUCGGCGAGGUCGCCUUCAAGCACGACGUCGAAGACGUCUCCCGGCCGAAUCUCGACAACGUUCCGCGCCUCAACCCCGACAAGGCCAACGGCGACUUCCCCACCAUUCUUCUCUCCCAUGUUCCGCUCUACAGGGACCCCGGUACGCCUUGUGGCCCCCUUAGGGAGCACUGGCCUCCGCUGCCGAAGCCUGCCGGGCAGACGGAGCCCGUGAAGCCGGACCACCGCAACGCGAUCUCCGUCUCGAGGGGCUACCAGUACCAGAACGUGCUGAGCGAGGAGGACUCGGUCAAGCUCGUCAAGAGCAUCGGCAAUGUCGUCCACGCCUUCUCGGGCGACGAUCACGACUACUGCGAGGUCGUCCACUCCGACAGCAAGAACAACGUGCGCGAGAUCACCGUCAAGAGCUUGAACAUGGCCAUGGGUGUGCCCACGCCCGGCUUCGUCAUGGUCAGCCUCUUCAACCCCGUGGACGACCACGGAAAGCCGCUCCCCGGCUCGCCACAGCAGACACUGCAGACGCACCUCUGCCACCUGCCGAACCAGAUCUCGACCUUCAUCAAGUACGCCGUCUUUGGCGUCGUCUGCCUCGCGGCCAUUGUCGUCCGCGCCCUCCUCAUGCCCGUCCUGGGCUUCACCCCCUUCACCCUCGCCGCCGACCAGAGCCCCGGCGCCGGCGGCCUCCUGCCCACCUACAAGGACAAGGUCGAGGACGACGGCUACUAUGCCCACCACAACUCGACCACGGCCGCCUCCGGCUCCUCGCAGUACCGUUCCUCGCGCCUCCGCAGCUCGUCCCUGACGUCCUCCGCCAACGGCUUCGGCGGCAGUGGCGGCGCCGCGCGUGCGGGUUCGACAGGCCGCCACAAGCACCACGGCAAGAAGUGGGGCUGGGCCGAGAAGAGCGGUCCGCGCAUCGACAUAUACAGGGACGACCUCUACGACAGCGGCAAGUCGCGCUCGCUCGGCUCGUCGUGGCGUGCCGCGUCGGCAAGGCCGCGGACGUCGCUCGGGCUGAUGGGCCGCGAGGUGCUGGCGUGCGUGUGGCGCGUCGCGUGGAUGGUGCUGCUGUUCUGGGCGUAUCUGGCGCGUAAGGGCUGA
Verticillium alfalfae VaMs.102 is the source of this 2142-nucleotide messenger RNA. Its product is annotated as cell division control protein. The transcript has 2 exons. NCBI's taxonomy places the organism in Eukaryota, Fungi, Ascomycota, Sordariomycetes, Glomerellales, Plectosphaerellaceae. Gene Ontology annotation, biological process: GPI anchor biosynthetic process. The coding region runs from base 1 to 2142 and encodes 713 amino acids. Gene Ontology annotation, cellular component: endoplasmic reticulum. The record is from RefSeq and is a predicted model, not a curated record.